This is a messenger RNA of Crotalus tigris (Tiger rattlesnake), 3227 nucleotides long. It is a transcript of the gene EFNB3, whose product is annotated as ephrin B3. Lineage: Eukaryota; Metazoa; Chordata; Lepidosauria; Squamata; Viperidae. The transcript has 5 exons. The record is from RefSeq and is a predicted model, not a curated record. Gene Ontology annotation, molecular function: ephrin receptor binding. Bases 637 to 1644 code for a protein of 335 amino acids. Gene Ontology annotation, biological process: axon guidance; ephrin receptor signaling pathway. Gene Ontology annotation, cellular component: plasma membrane.
UUUCAGCCCUCUCUUUCUUUCUUUCUUUCUUUCUUUCUUUCUUUCUUUCUUUCUUUCUUUCUUUCCUUUUCUUUCUGUCCUUUCUGUCUGCAGGAAGAGAGGGAGAGGGAAAAAAAAAUGCCCUUCUUUUGGGCAAGUCUUCGCGGUGCAAACUUUUCUUCGCAUCGGCCCAGAUGCGAAAGGGAGGGUUUGUAAAACUUUGUUGACCCCGCCAGUGUGAGAUCUGGCAGAUCCUUUCCUUAAAAACCAAACAACCCAACAAGUCCUUUCUCCUCUUCUUUCUUUCUUUCUUUCUUUCUUUCUUUCUUUCUUUCUUUCUUUCUUUCUUUCUUUCUUUCUUUCUUUCUUCUUCUUCUUCUUCUUCUUCUUCCUCCCUUUCUCGCUCCCUUUCUUCCUCAGAAUAUUUGGUAUGCGCCCCUCUCUGCCUCUCUGCUUAUUUUUCCUACCCUCUUCGCCCAGGAGAAGAUUCGGAGCUGCCUCCUGGAGCAGGCGGCGGGGGUGAGAUUGUCCAAGAAAGAAAAACAAAGGAAAAAAGAAGGAGGGAGAGGAAAAAAAAAUAAGGUGAAGAAGAAGAGACCGGAGGGGGAGUUGGCACCGGCCUCUCCUGCCCGUCCCUCACUCUCUCUUUUUGCAGUGAUGGCCUUUGAAUACUCUGGGCUUGGAUUUUAUAUGGCUUUGCACCUCUGCUUUUGGGAACUCUUGUUCGUAGACGGACUCAGCCUGGAACCCAUUUACUGGAACACUUCGAACAAAAAGUUCCAGAACGAGGGGGGCUACGUCUUGUACCCCCAGAUCGGGGACCGCUUGGACCUUAUCUGCCCCCGCUCCGUGCCCCUCGGCCCGUUCUCCACGGAGGACUACGAAUACUAUAAGUUGUACCUGGUCCAGACCGAGCAGGCUGAGCGCUGUGAGAUUCUGCACGCCCCCAACUUGCUCCUCACCUGCGACCGGCCCGAACACGACAUGCGUUUCACCAUCAAAUUCCAGGAGUACAGUCCCAACCUCUGGGGUCACGAGUUCAAGUCCAACCAGGACUAUUACAUCAUCACCACUUCAGAUGGUACCAAGGAAGGUCUGGAGAACUUGAAAGGGGGCGCCUGCUUGUCCAAAGGGAUGAAGGUGAUGCUGAAAGUCGGACAGCAUCGCAACACGGGUUCCAAAUCCAUGCCCGCCACCCCUGCUGAGAAGGACCGAGGGAUGCCGGGUGCCGCCGAACCAAACAAGGAAAUGGUCCCAGGACCCCCAUCUGGAAAUACGACCGGGAAAGUGGGUGGCGAGAACGGUCCGUUGCCCCAAUCCAACGUACCCAUCAUCGCUGGUGCUGCUGGAGGAGCAGCAUUCGUCUUGCUGGUGGCCGCGGCGGUGACGGGGGCCCUGUGUUACCGCCACCACCGGGCCAAGCACAGUGAGUCCCACCACCCGCCGUUGUCUCUCAGCACCCUGACCAGCCCCAAGCGAGCUGGCGGCGGAGGGGGCGCCAACAACAACGGCUCGGAGCCGAGCGAUAUCAUCAUCCCGCUCAGGACUUCAGACAGUGCCUUCUGCCCACAUUAUGAGAAGGUGAGCGGCGAUUACGGUCACCCUGUCUACAUUGUGCAGGAGAUGCCACCGCAGAGCCCGGCCAACAUCUACUACAAAGUAUGAGGCGAGGGGGGGCUGAGCUGAGCCCCCGCGGGUGGCCUUGGAGCGCCGUGGUGGGCAGGCAAGGACAUUCGGAUUGGAGGGGACGCCACGGGACAUUACCCUUCCUGCCCGUUUUCGUUCACCUCGGAUGCUGCACACCGAAGGGUUCAAUGCACAGGUGCCUGGUUCACCCCCAGUUAUUUUGGGGGGGGACCCUGGAACUGAUAUGGCUGCUGCCACAAGAGAGGCAGGGACUCGUCUCUCUUCGGGAUCCAGAACGAGAGAUGCAACUCCUGUCUGAUCACCUACGAGCGAAUUUGAUAGCGACAGCCCUUCCCCAUCGAUUCCACGGCAAGGUCCAGCCCGUGUGUGAAGCUUGGGCUCCCACCGGGGUGUGCCCAGCUGCCAAAACAGAUUUGGGAGUGGAAGACGGAGAGAGCGCCCCUCCCUUCCUUUGCAAUAAUUCAAUCUGAUUGCCUUGUCCGUCUCUCUCUCUUCCGCUCUCGUCUCCCUUUGACAGUUUGCUCAUGGGCCGUGCUGAUAAGGUUAGACAUACGGGGAGGGAGGGGUUAAAAGUAAGCCCCCUCCCAGCGGCUCUAAAAGGUUGCAUUUGUUGUUAGUGCCACAAAUCAAAACAAGGAACACUGCAGGUCUGCCUUAUUCCCACCACCAUCGUGUGACCCUCCCCAGGAGCAGCAUUUCAAACGUGUUGUUUUCGUUUUGCUUUGUUUUUUUUUUUAACUUUGAAAGUUCGCACCCUUUUGGUAUUUUUGCAACUGUUGCCUCUGCAAGAUCUCUCCUUACUUUCCCUCGCGGAGGUUCCUUCAGGUUGUAGCCUUGCAGACAAAGGCACUCGUCCGUUCCCCAGUUGCAAUUCUCAUCCCCAAUUGUCCGUUCCUCCAUGUAUGUGGGGGGGGGGGAUGCACACGUGUGAAUCAGGAUGGGUGGAGAUCCCCUUUGUCUCCCCACCUUUGGAUGGGGAAACCCCAUUGGCUGACAACAGAGCAAUCCACAGGUUGGGAUCUGUGGCUGGGAAAGGCAUCCUGGUUUGUUUAUCCUUCAGCAACCAUUUUGGAAGUCUUUGAUGGUUUUGCCGCUUGAAGGAGAGGACAAACAAAAUGGUCCACUUUCCCACCCAUCCACAUCGGAAGCAGGAUGGGGCGAUGAAUUCCUCCAAAUUUUUAAUGUCUCUCUCUCUCUUCUCGUGCCUCCCCCCCCCCAUCGCCAUUCAGGAAGGGAUUUCCUCAACUUUUGAUGGAGUUUUGACGAAGUGGCAACAUAUUGUGUGUGAUGUUUAGUGGCACGCCGAAAGAGGCGGGACUUCUUGUGUUAGACUGGGAAACGUACGUGGCUCAACUUUCCUGCUUUUUCAGGGGAAACUGUGGUUUUUUUCAGCUUUAACAGAUUUUAAUUUUUAUUUUAUUUUAUUUGGUUCUUUUGUUUCCGUUUUCUUUUUUAUCUGAAACGUUUUCUUAGUUUUUCUUGGUGGAAUUUUACUGUUGGACAUUGUUGAUUAUAGACGUUCUCGUGCAACUGGUCUCAGACUCGUCUGGUUAUUUCCUCCGAUCUCCUCUCAUUAAAAAAAUAAAAUAAAAUAAACUGCU